Molecule: messenger RNA, 795 nt
Organism: Aspergillus terreus NIH2624
Lineage: Eukaryota; Fungi; Ascomycota; Eurotiomycetes; Eurotiales; Aspergillaceae
Product: amphiphysin-like protein RVS161
Exons: 6
Coding region: 1-795 (264 amino acids)
Biological process (GO): actin cortical patch localization; plasma membrane tubulation; endocytosis
Cellular component (GO): actin cortical patch; medial cortex; Rvs161p-Rvs167p complex
Molecular function (GO): protein binding; lipid binding
Source: RefSeq, a predicted model, not a curated record
AUGUCCUGGGCAGGAUUCAAGAAAAAUGUCAAUCGCGCCACGACGCAGGUGAUGAUGAAGACGGGGCACGUGGAGAGGACGAACGAUCGUGACUACGAGAUUGAAGAGCGACGAUACCGCACAAUGGAAGCCGCCGCGAACAGACUGCAGAAGGAAGCCAAGGGCUAUCUGGACUCGCUACGAGCGAUGACCGCCUCGCAGAUGCGCAUCGCCGAGACGAUAGAUGCCUUCUACGGCGACGCCGGAACAAGGGAUGGUGUCAGCAGAAGCUACAAGCAGGCCGUGGAGGAUCUGGAUGCCGAGACGAUCAAAGCGCUGGAUGGCCCCUACAGGCAAGUACCAACGACCGUCCUGGACCCGAUUUCCCGCUUCUGCGCCUACUUCCCCGAUAUCAACGAGUGCAUCAAGAAGCGCAACCACAAACUGCUCGACUACGAUGCGAUGCGCGCCAAGGUGAAGCGGCUGGUCGAGAAGCCCGACAAGGACGCUACCAAGCUGCCCCGCGCGGAGCGCGAGACGGAAAUGGCCAAACAGGCAUACGAGCAGCUGAACGAGCAGCUUUUCACCGAAUUGCCCCAGCUGAUUGACCUGCGGGUGCCGUAUCUCGACCCCAGCUUCGAAGCCCUGGUCAAGAUCCAGCUGCGGUUCUGUGCGGAGGCGUAUUCCCGCAUGGCGCAGGUCCAGCAGUAUCUGGAUGCGGAGACCAGAGACCAGUAUGCUCGGGGCGACUUGGAUAACCGGGUGGAGGAGGUGUUGCAGGAGAUUCGGGACCUUAGUAUAGCGGGGACUGUUUAG